This is a messenger RNA of Anarrhichthys ocellatus (wolf-eel), 2108 nucleotides long. It is a transcript of the gene dnajc30b, whose product is annotated as DnaJ (Hsp40) homolog, subfamily C, member 30b. The record is from RefSeq and is a predicted model, not a curated record. NCBI's taxonomy places the organism in Eukaryota, Metazoa, Chordata, Actinopteri, Perciformes, Anarhichadidae. The transcript has a single exon. The coding region runs from base 9 to 1151 and encodes 380 amino acids.
UCGGCAAAAUGGCUGAGGUAGGUCAGAAGUUGGGCACCGGUGCUUACCGGCUUUCCACUCUCAGAAACAGCCGGAGUCGACCGGUGUGCACCGGAGAAAGUCCCGGAUCUCUGCAGGUUCACUGCACGUUCAGUGACAGUCGGUUAAAAGACGAAUGGACCCGCGAUCAACGUGACGUUCAGCCAAGAGGCAAAGCAACACAGUGCAAAUCAGAGAAACCUUCCAGAGUGAGAAGAAGUGAAAGUCAACGGGGAAAUGUGACUUUAUUUUGUGCCGCUUCUUUGGAGCUGCAAACAUCCCGUUUUAUCAGAGAGAGCCUGCAAGCUCACACAGCAGCCCUGUGCGCCUCAGCAAGACUGCAGCCUCUCCUCCAGGAGAAGCUGCUGGCCGGCCGGAUGACACCCUGGACCAGAGGAGCUGUUUCCAUCCACCCUGACACCCUCAGGUCCCCUCAGCAGCUGCGAGCUUUCUGCACUGUCAUCUUCAUUCUGGCAGAGCAGGGGUCAGAGAGACCGAGGCGUCUGAAACUACAUCCUGAUGGUAGUAGAGGCUACAGCUGGAGGAGUGACCGCAGCUCAAAAAGUGCCCCUCUGCUGCACAGAAGCAGGACGUCCUAUUACGACACCCUCAAAGUGACCCCCGGUGUCACGCAGUCCCAGAUCAAGACGGCCUACUACAAGCAGUCCUUCAUCUACCACCCUGACAAGAACCAGGGUAACGAGGAGGCCACUCAGCGCUUCUCUGAGAUCAACGAGUCCUACACAGUGCUGGGCAACAUCAGCCUGAGGAUGAAGUAUGACCGAGGUAUUCUGAGCAGGUCGGACGUUCAAAGUGCAGGGAGGCCGUCCUCCAAAGAGACUAUGAGCAGAUCCACAGGCUCCCCGCCGCCGCCGCAGCAGCAGCAUCACUAUAGAGCCAGGCGGUUCUCCAAAGCCGGGGAGAAGACCAUGUUUGAUUUUGACGCCUUUUUUCAGGCUCACUACGGGGAGCAGCUGCAGAGGGAGCGGGACAUGAAAGCCAGGAAGCAGCGCAUGCAGGAGCAACAGAAGGAGACUCUUAGCAAGUGGAGGCAGGGGAAAGUGAUGGAGAUGACCGUGGUGAUGCUGCUGGCCAUGGCAGGCUUUCUUUUUGUCAAUCUCAGCAAGCCCUGAAAUAGAAGCAGCAACCUGGUAUGCAGCAACCUAUGGGGUUGCAUGUGAGGACUCUCAGGGAGGGGGGGGGGGCUGCUACCUCGGACUGUUUUGCAAGUGUUGCACAGCUUCUGACAGUUGAAAACGAUUAUUUUUAGUGAGUUGCAGGAGUCAACAAACACCAGAUAACUGUGUCUCAUCUCUUACAGGCCAUAGAUAGGCUUCUUAUUCAUAAACUGUGUCCACUCACUCAUUGUAUCAAGACAGCAACUGAAUAUAUUUGUUUCCCUCAUGAAUAGGAUCUAAAAAGCAACAACAAACAUCACACACACACACACACACACACACACACACACACACACACACACACUUACCUACGGGUGAUUGAUCCAAAACGGUAAUCUGAAAACCUCAUAGCAGGAUGUGGAAUUAUUUAUUCCUGCAACCGUUUGAGCAUGAAGCUCCUUCAUGUGAUUCCAUAAUUAACAUUUAAUUUACUUUACAAUUUGUUUCAGAGUGACGUAAUCACAAUCUGGUAAAAGUGCAACAUGAGCAAACCUGAUGUAAACAUAUGUUUAGGUUCGGUUCUAUUUUCUAUCAACAAUUGUUCAACCAGUUGUAAAGUUACGUGUAAACAUUUAUUUAUUCACUCUCUUCCAGGAGUGACAAGUCUGAAGCCAAACAACAAACCCAAUUCGGUUCAUCCAAAUACUGCACAAGGAUGACUUUAUUAAAGUGUGUCUUCCUAUACACUGGAUCUGUUGUGUAGAAAGUUACUUUAAAGUGUGCAAUUACAAGAUCAUUAGGAAAGUAAUACACAUUUCUGUGCCUUCUUCCAGGUGUUAUAGUGUGUAUAUGUGAAUGUACUGUACAGACACAAUGCCACAUUAUGGUGACUUUUGUGUGAGGGAAACUGUAAGCAAAUCUCAUGAAACUGUGUUUUAAUCUGGUUUUAUUGAUCAAUAAUCAUAGUAAAUA